UGAUGCACGCGCGGAGCGGCGGCGGCGCUCGCGAGCUCGUCACCAGCGUCCGGUCAGUCAGCGUCGCUCUGGAGAGCUAGUGCGAUCCUCGGCAGUGUUCUGAGACUGCACUAACUGCUCCGGUCAUUACUGGGAAAUGUCAUGAGACAUGGACAUUACGGAGGAGAAAUAACUAAAUAAAGGCAUUUCUGAGAAAGUCCCCGUUUAAACCUUUUCUUUUGUUUCCGCGGAAAAGUUAAGUGAAUUCGUUAUACGCAAGACAAGGUUGUUCAGCAUAGGCGCAUCAUGACAGCCGAGAAAGAAAAAAAAAGGCAUCCUUCAGAAAGACGCAAGGAAAAGUCCCGUGAUGCAGCUCGCUGCAGGCGCAGUAAAGAGACAGAGGUGUUCUAUGAGCUGGCCCAUCAGCUGCCGUUACCCCACAGCGUCAGCUCCCACCUGGACAAAGCCUCCAUCAUGAGACUAGCUAUAAGCUUCCUGCGCACUCGCAAACUCUUCAACUCAGGCCGCACAGUCCAGCAAACCCAGUCAAAGGAUGACAGCCAGAUGGACAGUCUGUAUCUGAAGUCUCUGGAAGGCUUUGUCGCUGUGGUAACAUCAGACGGGGACAUAAUAUUCCUUUCAGAAAAUGUCACUAAAUUUAUGGGCCUUACGCAGGUAGAACUGACAGGCCACAGCAUCUUUGACUUCACGCACCCCUGCGAUCAUGAAGAAAUCAGAGAGAAUCUCAGCGUCAAAUCAGGACCUGUGUAUGGCAGAAGAGGGAGAGACAUGAGCCCGGGCAGAGAUUUCUUCAUGAGGAUGAAAUGUACAGUAACCAACAGAGGUCGCACUGUCAACCUCAAAUCAGCGAGCUGGAAGGUGCUGCAUUGCACGGGUCAUCUCCAAGUGUGCAGCAGCCAGCCCCCUCAAGUCCUGUGUGGAUUUUCGGAGCCACCCCUCACAUGCGUCACUAUGCUGUGCGCACCGAUUCCACAUCCCUCAAAUGUGGACACACCUCUCGACAGCAAGACGUUUAUGAGCAGACACAGCAUGGACAUGAAGUUUAUCUACUGCGAUGAGAGAGUGAGCAGCCUGAUCGGGUAUAGGCCAGAGGAACUUCUUGGCCGUUCGGUGUAUGAGUUCUGCCAUGCUUCGGAUUCUGAAAGCAUGACAAAGAGCCACCAAAAUCUUUGUAAUAAGGGUCAAGUGGUCAGCGGUCAGUACAGAAUGCUAGCCAAACACGGGGGCUACGUUUGGAUGGAGACCCAGGCGACCGUCAUCUACAACAAUCGCAACUCCCAACCACAGUGCAUUAUCUGCAUCAACUACGUCCUGAGUUCUGUUGAGGAGCAAUCGGUCAUCUUCUCUCUGGAUCAGACAGAGUCUCUGUUCAAGCCCUACCACAUGUGUAACAUGGGAGAACUGUUCAGCCAGGGUGGAGCUUCCUCCGUUUCUGAAGCUGAGGACAUUCUUUUCACUAAGCUCAAGGAGGAGCCUGAGGAGUUAGCUCAGUUAGCUCCAAUGCCAGGAGACGCCAUCAUUGCCCUGGACUUUGAUAGGCCAGAUUUUGAAGAACCGACUUUCUUUUCCAAGUCUGGCAAGCUUCCUGUGGUGGCACCGUCAUGGGUUGUAGACACGCCGCCUGAUGGCAGUCCUGAAAGAAACCUGCCCAACUUACCGUCCACCUUCACCAGACACCAGGUGCCUCCUGCGGCCAAAUGCACACCCUGUUCCACACCCUGCCUGAGUGGGUGUUCUACACCUAGCAGUCCAGUAGAGUACUGUGGAAGUGGAGAGUGUGAUCUGAAGGUGGAGCUGACGGAGAAGCUGUUCGCUCCUGAAUCUGUAGCAACAAAUCCCACAGACUCCAGGUUGGACCUGAGCGAUCUGGACCUGGAGACUCUUGCUCCAUACAUCCCGAUGGAUGGUGAGGACUUCCAGCUGCACCCCAUCUGCCUGGAGGAGCCGGUGCCUGACUCAGGUCCAGGCCUGAACACAGCCCUCCAGCACAGCUUCAGCAGCGUAGCUGACCUCUUCCAGCCCCUGGGUCCAUUCCCUCCUCAAAACGAGAGCAGCACUAAAACAUGUCCAGACGGGGCUCAUGUGCAGCCUUACCAAACAGCACCAAACAUUACACUUUCCUCGAAGGAGGGUAGCCAGAUUCUCCAGUGGCCCCCUGAUCAACCCUCACAGUAUGAACGGACAGAUAUUAGAUGCAUGAAUGACCGAAGCACAGCAGAUCCGGGACGAGCAUGCAAUUUCACACAGCAAAGAUUCUUUGAGAGCUUUGCCCCAGUCCAGAAAGGCAUGAGUGUGGGUCAGCUAGCUCUCAUCAACAACUUCAAACGGAAGAGGCCAUCCGAGUUCAGUUCAUCAUGCUCUUUCACGGAUAUUCCAAAGCAGGUGGUAGCUCCUCAUGAGUCUGCAGACGGAAUGCAAAAAAGGAUGAAGAUGAUGAACAUCGACAGCUGCGCCUUCUCCGUCAGAAAGUCUCUCAGCACAAGUGUGCUAACAGAUAAAUUUCCAUAUAUGCAAAGCGGAUUGGUGGCUCCUCACGGCUGCAGUCAGUCUCUCAAAGGAAGCUCAGAGGAUCUCAAACAGCAUUUCCCAGAGUCCUUCAACUCUCCCAGUAACAGACAAUACCACAUGAUGCCUCCACACAAACACACAGGCAUGAUAAGUCAACUGCUGGGCCCAUCGUUUGACUCUUACUGUCUGCCAGAGCUGACACGAUAUGACUGUGAGGUAAACGUGCCUCUACAGGGAAACCUGCAUCUGCUUCAGGGCAGUGACCUUCUGAGAGCUUUGGACCAGACCACAUAGACCCAGAUCUUCUUCAGUGAUCCUUUGCCUAUUACGCUGUUGUCUUUUACGCAUGUAUAAUCAGCCUUUAUAUGGACGUGUUUGUACAUUUUCCUGUGUGAUAUUUUAAUAUGUAUUUGACAAAUCUGAUUGUUACUUGUUUAAAAUAUGUUGCGAUGUAACGCUCUAUGCUAUUUCAAACUCUAAUAUUGUCCUGUGCCUUCAGAUGCUGUGUUCUUAACAUUUAUGGUCAGAUUUACCACUGUUAUAAAGUUAUAUCUCAACUAACUAGAAUAUAUUCAAUAUACAAUAAUAAAUAUAUACAUACAUAUACAAAUAUAUAUAUAUAUAUAUAUAUACAUAUAUAUAUAUAUAUAUAUAUAUAUAUAUAUAUAUAUAUAUAUAUAUAUAUAUAUAUAUAUAUAUAUAUAUAUAUAUAUAUAUAUAUAUAUAUAUAUAUAUAUAAAAUGUAGUUUUAUUUGUAAGUUAUUCAUUCAGUUUGGAAUACAACUACUGUGUUUGUAUAAUUCAAAGACUUUGCUAAUCUAUUGCCUUAAAUAUUCACUUUGACAUUGUACCAUCGACAAAUGUGGCAUAAUACUGUUUAGCUCAGAAACAUGUCUGUAUUUCCAUUUAGAACUUCCUCUAUCCCUUUCACAAUUGUGACAAAUGCUGUAUUAAAUGUAUAGUUUCUGUCAUCUUUAAAGCACUUUAUUUUAAAAGAUGCAAAUGGAAGACCAAAAUGAAAAGCCCCGGUGUGAUGGUAUGUCUAAAACACUAACCGUUCUUUUUAAUAACAUCUGCUUUCUUUUAAAAACUGAUUUCUAAAUUUGCAUUUUAUUUUCUCAUACAAACAUAUCUAUUGCGUCUACAUUAGAUGAGGUCUCUGUAGAUCUAUGUAACACGUAAAAAAUGUUUGUAUUUGGUGUUCAGAAGUGCCUUGGUACUUGUACAGUAGACAGAGAUGAAUCUGUAGCUUUCUCUUUUACAGUACAUAUCUAAUAUAUAUUAUAGAUUUUGUAUUACGUUUUGUGAUGUGUAUGACCUUCUCGUGAUACUCUGGGGUUUCUGUGUGUUUCUUAACAAAAUAUAUUAAGCUAAUUUUAUCGUAUAUCUUUGAGAGUGUCUAUGAUUGUUUAUUCUCAGGAUAGUGGCUUAAAGUAACUAGCAUUUGUAUUCCAGUCUUUCUUUGUAGCAUUAAAAGAUAAGAAAGAUUGCAUUAUGUCAAAAAAAAAAAAAUUAAAACGUAAAUGGUGCUA
Puntigrus tetrazona (Sumatra barb) is the source of this 4040-nucleotide messenger RNA. It is a transcript of the gene epas1a, whose product is annotated as endothelial PAS domain protein 1a. Gene Ontology annotation, molecular function: protein dimerization activity; RNA polymerase II transcription regulatory region sequence-specific DNA binding; DNA-binding transcription factor activity, RNA polymerase II-specific. Gene Ontology annotation, cellular component: transcription regulator complex; cytoplasm; nucleus. Gene Ontology annotation, biological process: cellular response to hypoxia; regulation of transcription by RNA polymerase II. The transcript has 16 exons. Bases 286 to 2802 code for a protein of 838 amino acids. The record is from RefSeq and is a predicted model, not a curated record. NCBI's taxonomy places the organism in Eukaryota, Metazoa, Chordata, Actinopteri, Cypriniformes, Cyprinidae.